CCUGCGGAGAGCGAGCAGGCUCACGCGGAGCACGCUCCAUCGUGCACGGCGUCCGGCAGCGAGCGCGUGCGGCCGAGCGUGCACCGUCGUGCAAAGCUACCAUCGGAGACCGCGUGCGGCCGAGUGUGCACCGUCGUGCAAAGCCACCAUCGGGGACCGCGCGCGGCUGAGCGUGCACCACGGUGCAGAGCUACCAUCGGACAGCGUGCGCGGCCGAGUGUGCACCGUCGUGCAAAGCACCCGCUGCGGAGCAUGUGUUGCUGAGCGUGCACGGUCGCGUGCAGUGCCGACACACAGCAGGCGCGCGGGCUGAUCCCGGGACACGGACAUCAUGGGCAACUGCGUCCCCGUGCCCUGAAACGCUCGUCGGGAGGCUGAAGGCCACAGCGGUGCCAGGCAGCAACUUCUGCAGCUAAAGGCAUUAAGGCCUGAGCAGACAUUAACACCAGCAGAGCUUUGCCGUGACGUUUGCACAAGGAUUUCCAAGGCAAGAGUUAUCCUCCCUGCGGGGAUGGGCUCCCACGUCCCCGGGGGCUGUCACCCUCCCCAAAACGCACGAAACUCCUGGGAAACUGGUGCCAGCCCCCGGCAAGCCCUGCAAAGGGUCUGGCUCAACUCGCCCCUCUGAAGCUGUAAGAAACUUGUGGCUUUUAAGCCUGAGGCGCAGCCGGGGCUCUGCUCCCUCCUGCAGCGCUGGCCCGGGGCAGGUAUCAGCCCAGGCUGGCCCCACGCUCCUGGCCCCCGCGGCGUGUCACUCCCUGAUAACCAGCUCGCUGCAAACAGCACGACGGCUGCAAUAACCCCCCCGUCCGCUGGCUGCAGCCUGGCUGCAAGGCAGCACUGCAAAAAUAGCGUUUGCCAGCAUCCCCAGGGCUCCCCGCCAGCCUCCUUCACGCUGUGCUGUGUCGCACCGGAGCAGAGACCCGGCUUUGCCCCAUCCUGGCUGCUCUGAGCUCGGCUCCCGGUAACGGAGAGCCCGGUUUCUGCAUGAAAACGGUGCGGAUUUGGCAGCACCGUGGCGGGACCCGCUGCAGGCAGCAGCGAGGCGCUGGCAGUGGCACCAGCCGGGCGCCGAGGUGUCACGAACGCCCUCGGCAGCAGCGCGGUGGGGACACAACCCCGGGACACAAGAGAAAAGGAAGCCCCAAAACCGUUGAUGGAGAUGGAGGGGACACUUUAGGGGGUCCCAGAGGGCUGUGCUCGGGGUCGGGCACCUGCCUUUGGCCAGCCGCAUCCGCCGGCACGGCUGCUGGGCUGAGCGAGGGCACCUGAGCGUGACGCCUGCUCGUCUUCUUUGCAGAGCCCCAGCAUCCUGGAGAACAAGACCUCCCUGGAUCUCAUGGACAUCAUAGGAAACCUCUCCUACAGCGAGGACUACCUCAGCAAUCUGGACUACGCCGACGUCGAGCCCUGCCACAACCAUUACUGCCCCGUCUUCCAGCGCACGGCCCCCGUCUUCCUGGCCGUAGCCUGCACCUUGGCAGCGCUCGGCAACGGGGCGCUGCUGGUGGCCUUGGCCAAGUGCCCCCACGCGUGGGGCCGGCCCCACGGCAAAGCCUUGGUGGCCCAGCUGACGGUGGGCACCAGCUUCUUCGCCCUGCUGCUGCCCUUCUUCGCCGCGGGCAUCGGGCAGGGCUGGCGCCUGGGGCGGGGGCUCUGCAAGCUCAGCCACGUGCUGUGGCACUGGAGCCUCUUCGCCCAGGGGCUGCUGGUGGCCAGCGGCUCUUGCGGCGCCGCGUGGGGCGGCUGGGACCCCCCGAGCCGGCGGCUGGCCGCAGCGCUGUGGGCAGCAGCUCUGCUGCUGGCGAUGCCGGCCGCCUUCUCCAGCGGCACGGUGCCGGCGCCGGAGGUGGCCUGCGUCCUCAGGAACGUGGACAUCCUCUCCCCGGCGUACCUGGCCCACCUCGCCCUCUGCCUCUGCCUCUUCCUGCUGCUGCCGGCAGCCCUGGCGGCGGGCACGCUGGUCCUGCCGCGGCUCCGGCGGGGCUGGCAGCCGGCGAGCUGCCUGCCCUGGCUCUUCUUCGGCCUCUGGGCGCCCUACGGCGCGGGGCUGGCCGUGGACUUUCUGCUGCACGCCCAGCUGCUGCAGCCCACCUGCAGCACCUUCGAGCGCUUCGACUUCGUGCUGGGGCUCUGCGAAGCCCUGGGCAUCCUGCACUGCUGCCUGGGGCCGCUGCUGCUCCUCGCCACGGGGCUCCGUCGCCACCGAACGGGGCCCAGCGGCAGAGGCUGAGCGGCCGGUGCAGCACCCGAGGGUGCAGCAACCGGCACCCACGCCGAGGGUGCCCGACCCUCCAUCGUGGGACCCCCCUGGUGCCCUCCUCGCCCCGCACCCAGGCUCUGCGGCAGCCAAGCACUGCCGGCCCCUUGGCACCACCCAGCAGCGCUCGGCUGAGCCAAGGUGCCCGGGCAGCGGGGCAGGACCGGCAAAGCCCAACUCCCGCCUCAGGCGCCCAGUUCUGCUGCAAAACAGACAAUAAAAUGGCCCCGCUUCAGGCA
Molecule: messenger RNA, 2499 nt
Organism: Dromaius novaehollandiae (emu)
Lineage: Eukaryota; Metazoa; Chordata; Aves; Casuariiformes; Dromaiidae
Gene: ACKR1
Product: atypical chemokine receptor 1 (Duffy blood group)
Exons: 2
Coding region: 1340-2233 (297 amino acids)
Biological process (GO): chemokine-mediated signaling pathway; inflammatory response
Cellular component (GO): membrane
Molecular function (GO): chemokine binding
Source: RefSeq, a predicted model, not a curated record